Messenger RNA from Malus domestica (apple), 622 nucleotides. The record is from RefSeq and is a predicted model, not a curated record. Lineage: Eukaryota; Viridiplantae; Streptophyta; Magnoliopsida; Rosales; Rosaceae.
AUGCGCGCUGUUUUUCAAUUUUUCAAGUUUGGACCUCUUUCCCAUAGACAUCUCUCUUCCCUCUUUCCCUCUUUCCCAUAUAGAUCACUCUCUUCCCUCUCGCUCAUCUCUCCUUCUCUCUUUCCCGUAGACAUCUCUCUCCUCUUCGUAAGCUUUCCUCUUCACAAUCUCGAAUCCAACCACCACCACUACCCUCUCGUUCUAAAUGAUGGGCAGCCAUGCGAAUCUCGAAACCGAAGCGAAUCAAGUCCCAAAGUCAAGUCUCCAACUCCAGCUCUCGUCAUGCCGUCUCCAACUCCGUCUAACUCUCAUCUGAUUGUACAAUCUGUGCAAGUUCUCUGGCAAAUACAAACUCGCAUCUCCAGUUUGGCAGAUGAGGGAGCAGAUGAAGGCCCAAGGUGAGGAGCUGAAGGCCUAUGCCGGGCACGUGAGAGACCUUGUACGAGCCAUACAGAUGUCUGGCCUCCAAAUCUCGCUACCAGUACCUAAUCUUGGUACACCUUCGACCUCCGAGCCACUUCACCUAGAAGACUACUUGUAGUUUUUUUAUUUUGUUCGGACAUCUUGUAUGUAUGUACAUUUUCAUAUAUUUUAUAAUUAAAUAUGUUUUUUGGUUAGUUAA